Acanthosepion pharaonis is the source of this 6444-nucleotide messenger RNA. The record is from the annotation of a GenBank genome assembly. NCBI's taxonomy places the organism in Eukaryota, Metazoa, Mollusca, Cephalopoda, Sepiida, Sepiidae.
UUGACCAAUACUCUUCUUUCUUUCUUUUCUUUGUACCGAAUACUCUUCUUUUUUCUUUCUUUGUACCAGAAUACUCUUUCUUUCUUUCUUUCUUUGACCGAAUACUCUUCUUUCUUUCUUUCUUUCUUUUGUACCAGAUAUCUUCUUUCUUUCUUUUCUUUUGAAUACUUCUUUCUUUUUUUCUUUGUACCGAAUACUCUUCUUUCUUUCUUUCUUUUGUACCAAAUACUUUCUUCUUUUCUUUUUUCUUUCUUUCUACCGAAUACUUCUUUUUUUUCUUUCUUUAUACUCUUCUUUCUUUCUUUACCGAAUACUCUUCUUUUUUUUUCUUUGUACCGAAUACUCUUCUUUCUUUCUUUUGUUACCAGAUACUCUUUUUUCUUUCUUUGUUUGCUAAUACUCUUCUUUCUUUCUUUCUUUGUACCGAAUACUCUUCUUUCUUUCUUUGUACCAGAUACUUCUUUCUUUCUUUCUUUGCUCUUCUUUCUUUCUUUCUUUCUGUACCAUUAUACUCUUCUUUCUUUCUUUCUUUGCAGAUGUACUCUUCUUUUUUUCUUUCUUCUUUUCUUUCUUUCUUUGUACAGAAUACUCUUCUUUCUUUCUUUCUUUGUACCGAAUACUCUUCUUUUUCUUUCUUUCUUUGUACCUUUGAAUACUCUUCUUUCUUUCUUUUUCUUUGUACCGAAUACUCUUCUUUCUUUCUUUCUGUGUGUACCGAAUACUCUUCUUUCUUUCUUUUGUACAGAUACUCUUCUUUCUUUCUUUGUACCAGAAUACUCUUCUUUCUUUCUUUCUGUGACCGAUACUCUUCUUUUCUUUCUUUUCUUUGUACCUUUCUUUUCUUUCUUUUUGUUACCAUACUCUUCUUUCUUUCUUUCUUUCUUUUAUACUCUUCUUUUUUCUUUCUUUGCUUUGACCUCUUCUUUCUUUCUUUUCUUUUCUUUCUUCUUUCUUUCUUUGUACCAGAAUACUCUUCUUUUUUCUUUCUUUGUACCGAAUACUCUUCUUUCUUUCUUUUUUCUUUGUACCGAAUACUCUUCUUUUUUCUUUCUUUUGACCGAAUACUCUUUCUUUUUUCUUUCUUUUCCGAAUAAUUUUUCUUUCUUUCUUUGUACCCGAAUACUCUUCUUUCUUUCUUUCUUUUUUGUACUUUUCUUCUUCUUUCUUUCUUUUGACUUUGAUACUUCUUUCUUUCUUUUUUUCUGUAUACUCUUCUUUCUUUCUUUGUACAGAAUCUUUCUUUCUUUGUACCGACUACUCUUUUUUCUUUCUUUCUCCGAUUACUCUUUUUCUUUUCUUUCUGUGUACCGAAUACUCUUCUUUCUUUUCUUUCUUUGUAACCGAAUACUCUUUCUUUCUUUCUUUGUACCGAAUACUCUUCUUUCUUUCUUUCUUUUGACCGACUACUUCUUUCUUUCUUUCUUUGUACCAGAUACUCUUCUUUCUUUCUUUCUGUGUACCAAUACUCUUCUUUCUUUCUUUCUUUCUGUGUACCAGAUACUCUUCUUUCUUUCUUUCUUUGACUACUCUUUCUUUCUUCUUUCUUUCUUUGUACCGAAUACUCUUCUUUCUUUCUUUCUGUGUACGAAUACUUUUCUUUCUUUCUUUGUACCAAUGCUCUCUUUCUUUCUUUCUUUGUACCCAAUACUCUUCUUUCUUUCUUUCUGUACCAAAUACUCUUCUUUCUUUCUUUCUGUGUACCGAUACUCUUCUUUCUUUCUUUCUUUGUACCAGAAUACUCUUCUUUCUUUCUUUCUUUGUACCAGAAUACUCUUCUUUCUUUCUUUUCUUUGUACCGAAUACUCUUCUUUCUUUCUUUUGUACGAAUACUCUUCUUUCUUUCUUUGUACCGACUACUCUUCUUUCUUUCUUUCUGUGUACCGAAUACUUACUUCUUUCUUUCUUUCUUUGUACCAGAUACUCUUCUUUCUUUCUUUCUUUGUACUUUCUUUCUUUCUUUUGUACCAGAUACUCUUCUUUCUUUCUUUUUACCGAUUACUCUUCUUUCUUUCUUUCUUUCUUCUUUUUCUUUCUUUUUUUGACUACUUCUUUCUUUCUUUCUUUUUUUCUUUUCUUUUGUACUCUUCUUUCUUUCUUCUUUCUUUCUUUCUUUGUACCAGAAUCUCUUCUUUCUUUCUUUCUUUUGACCGAAUACUCUUCUUUCUUUCUUUCUUUUUAACAGAUACUCUUCUUUCUUUCUUUCUUUGUACCAGAUCCUCUUCUUUCUUUCUUUCUUUUGACCAGAUACUCUUCUUUCUUUCUUUUUCUUUUGACCACUCUUCUUUUUUCUUUCUUUGUACAGAAUACUCUUCUUUUUUCUUUCUUUCUUUUUACCAGAUACUCUUCUUUUCUUUCUUUUCUUCUUUCUUUGUACCGAAUACUCUUCUUUCUUUCUUUCUUUCUGUGUGCCAGAUAUACUCUUCUUUCUUUCUUUCUUUUGCCAGAUACUCUUCUUUCUUUCUUUGUACCGAAUACUCUUCUUUCUUUCUUUCUGUGUACCGAAUACUCUUCUUUCUUUUUCUUUCUGUGUACCAGAUACUCUUCUUUCUUUCUUUCUUUGUACCAGAUACUCUUCUUUUUUCUUUCUUUGUGUACCGAAUACUCUUCUUUCUUUCUUUCUUUGUACCGAAUACUCUUCUUUCUUUCUUUCUGUACCGAAUACUUCUUCUUUCUUUCUUUGUACCAGUCUUUUCUUUCUGUGUACCAGAAUACUCUUCUUUCUUUCUUUGUACCGAAUACUCUUCUUUCUUUCUUUGUACAGAUACUCUUCUUUCUUUCUUUCUGUGUACCAGAUACUCUUCUUUCUUUCUUUUUUUUGAAUACUCUUCUUUCUUUUCUUUCUUUCUUUGUUUGCGAAUACUUCUUUCUUUCUUUUUACCAGAUCUUUCUUUCUUUCUUUGUCUUUCUUUCUUUCUUUUUUCUUUUGACCAUUACUCUUCUUUCUUUCUUUUUUGUACCGAAUACUCUUCUUUUUCUUUUCUUUGUUUCUUUCUGUACUCUUCUUUCUUUCUUUUCUUUGACCCUCUUCUUUCUUUCUUUCUUUUGACCAGAAUUUCUUUCUUUCUUUCUUUGUACCAAUAUACUCUUUCUUUUUUCUUUCUUUCUUUGUACCAAAUACUCUUCUUUCUUUCUUUCUUUGUACCGACUCUUCUUUUUCUUUCUUUCUUUCUUUGUACCCGAUACUCUUCUUUCUUUCUUUCUUUUGACCGAAUACUCUUCUUUCUUUCUUUCUUUUGUACCGAAUACUCUUUUUCUUUCUUUUCUUUGUACCGAUAUACUUCUUUUUCUUUGUACCGACCUCUUCUUCUUUUCUUUCUUUGGCCUUACUCUUCUUUCUUUCUUUCUUUGUACCAGAUACUCUUCUUUCUUUCUUUCUUUGUACCAGAAUACUCUUCUUUCUUUCUUUUGUUUGCCGAAUACUCUUCUUUCUUUCUUUGUACCAGAAUACUCUUCUUUUUUCUUUCUUUCUUUGUACCAAUACUCUUCUUUCUUUCUUUCUUUUUGACCAGAUACUCUUCUUUCUUUCUUUCUUUGUUUGAAUACUCUUCUUUCUUUCUUUCUUUCUUUCUACUCUUCUUUCUUUCUUUCUGUGUACCGAAUACUCUUCUUUUUUUCUUUCUUUGUACCUUUCUUUACUCUUCUUUCUUUCUUUCUGUGUACCGAAUACUCUUCUUUCUUUUCUUUCUUUUGUACCGAAUACUCUUCUUUCUUUCUUUUCUUUGUACCAGAUACUCUUCUUUCUUUCUUUCUUUGUACCGAUACUCUUCUUUCUUUCUUUCUUUGUUGAAUACUCUUCUUUCUUUCUUUCUUUGUACCAGAUAUACUCUUCUUUCUUUCUUUCUUUUGACCGAAUACUUUCUUUCUUUCUUUGUACCGAAUACUCUUCUUUCUUUCUUUCUUUUGACCACUACUACUCUUCUCUUCUUUCUUUCUUUAUACUCUUCUUUCUUUCUUUCUUUGUACCAAUACUCUUCUUUCUUUCUUUCUUUGUACCGAAUACUCUUCUUUCUUUCUUUCUUUUCUUUGUACCGAAUACUUUCUUUCUUUCUUUGUACCGAAUACUCUUCUUUCUUUCUUUGUACCGAAUACUCUUCUUUCUUUCUUUCUGUGUACCGAAUACUCUUCUUUCUUUCUUUUGACCGAAUACUCUUCUUUCUUUCUUUCUUUGUACCGAAUACUCUUCUUUCUUUCUUUCUGUGUACCGAAUACUCUUCUUUCUUUCUUUCUUUUGACCGAAUACUCUUCUUUCUUUCUUUCUUUGUACCGAAUACUCUUCUUUCUUUCUUUGUACCGAAUACUCUUCUUUCUUUCUUUCUUUCUUUCUUUCUUUCUUUGUACCGAAUACUCUUCUUUCUUUCUUUGUACCGAAUACUCUUCUUUCUUUCUUUGUACCGAAUACUCUUCUUUCUUUCUUUCUGUGUACCGAAUACUCUUCUUUCUUUCUUUCUGUGUACCGAAUACUCUUCUUUCUUUCUUUCUUUGUACCGAAUACUCUUCUUUCUUUCUUUCUUUGUACCGAAUACUCUUCUUUCUUUCUUUCUUUUGACCGAAUACUCUUCUUUCUUUCUUUCUUUGUACCGAAUACUCUUCUUUCUUUCUUUCUGUGUACCGAAUACUCUUCUUUCUUUCUUUUUUGUACAGAAGACUCUACUUUCUUUCUUUCUUUGUACCGAAUACUCUUCUUUCUUUCUUUGUACCGAAUACUCUUCUUUUCUUUCUUUCUUUGUACCGACUACUCUUCUUUCUUUCUUUCUUUUUACCAGAUACCCUUCUUUCUUUCUUUCUUUUGUACCAAUACUCUUCUUUCUUUCUUUUUUGUACCGAAUACUCUUCUUUCUUUUCUUUCUUUGUACCGAAUACUCUUCUUUCUUUUUUGUACCGACUAUCUUCUUUCUUUCUUUCUGUACCAGAUACUCUUCUUUCUUUCUUUUUUUUGUACUGAAUACUCUUCUUUCUUUCUUUCUUUGUACCGAAUACUCUUCUUUCUUUCUUUCUUUGUACCGAUACUCUUCUUUCUUUCUUUCUGUGUACCGACUACUCUUCUUUCUUUUUUCUUUCUGUGUACCGAAUACUCUUCUUUCUUUUCUUUCUUAUCUUCUUUCUUUUCUUUCUUUCAUGUACCGAAUACUCUUCUUUCUUUCUUUGUACCGAUUACUCUUCUUUCUUUUUUCUUUUGUGUACCAAAAUACUCUUUCUUUCUUUCUUUCUGUACCGAAUACUCUUCUUUCUUUUUCUUCUUUGACCGAAUACUCUUCUUUCUUUCUUUCUUUGUACCGAAUACUCUUCUUUCUUUCUUUCUUUGUACCGAAUACUCUUCUUUCUUUCUUUCUUUUGACCGAAUACUCUUCUUUCUUUCUUUCUUUGUACCGAAUACUCUUCUUUCUUUCUUUGUACCGAAUACUCUUCUUUCUUUCUUUCUUUGUACCGAAUACUCUUCUUUCUUUCUUUCUUUGUACCGAAUACUCUUCUUUCUUUCUUUCUUUUGACCGAAUACUCUUCUUUCUUUCUUUCUGUGUACCGAAUACUCUUCUUUCUUUCUUUCUUUGUACCGAAUACUCUUCUUUCUUUCUUUCUUUGUACCGAAUACUCUUCUUUCUUUCUUUCUUUUGUACCGAAUACUCUUCUUUCUUUCUUUUGUGUACCAGGCCUCUUCUUUCUUUCUUUCUUUGUACCAUUCUCUUCUUUUUUCUUUCUUUCUUUUUCUUUCUUUCUGUACUCUUCUUUCUUUCUUUCUUUCUGUGUACCGAAUACUCUUCUUUCUUUCUUUCUUUGUACCGAAUACUCUUCUUUCUUUCUUUGUACCGAAUACUCUUCUUUCUUUCUUUGUACCGAAUACUCUUCUUUCUUUCUUUCUGUGUACCGAAUACUCUUCUUUCUUUCUUUCUUUGUUCCAGAUACUCUUCUUUCUUUCUUUUUUGUACCGACUACUCUUGUUUUUCUUUCUUUUACUUUGCGAAUACUCUUCUUUCUUUCUUUCUUUUGUACCACUCUUCUUUUUUUCUUUCUUUUGACCAGAAUACUCUUCUUUCUUUCUUUCUUUGUACCAGAUACUCUUCUUUCUUUCUUUCUUUGUGCCGAAUACUCUUCUUUCUUUCUUUUCUUUUCUUUCUUUCCCGAAUACUCUUCUUUUCUUUCUUUCUUUUGUACCGAAUACUCUUCUUUCUUUCUUUGUACCGACUACUCUUCUUUCUUUCUUUCUGUGUACCGAAUACUCUUCUUUCUUUCUUUCUUUGUACCGAAUACUCUUCUUUCUUUCUUUCUUUGUACCGAAUACUCUUCUUUCUUUUUUUCUGUGUACCAGAUACUCUUCUUUUCUUUCUUUCUUUUGACCAUACUCUUCUUUCUUUUUCUUUCUUUGUACCAAUAAAAUUCUUUUCUUUCUUUACCGAUAUACUCUUUCUUUCUUUCUUUGUACCGAAUACUCUUCUUUCUUUCUUUCUUUGA